Manis pentadactyla (Chinese pangolin) is the source of this 4667-nucleotide messenger RNA. RefSeq names its product zinc finger protein 770 (gene ZNF770). The record is from RefSeq and is a predicted model, not a curated record. Lineage: Eukaryota; Metazoa; Chordata; Mammalia; Pholidota; Manidae. The coding region runs from base 226 to 2289 and encodes 687 amino acids. The transcript has 2 exons.
UUGGGUGUGAGGUGCAGCGACCCCCCUCCCCAAGAAGGGUCGGGCCGCCUGGAUCCCCCCAAGGUGCCCGGGGACCCAGAAAGGGGGCGCGACGACCGCAGCUCCUUUCCCUUUCUCACUUCCGCGCCUCCGGACUGCGUCUCACGGGGAGCGGGAAUCUGAGAGCAAGAUAUCUGUGGAGUUUAAGAACACUAUGGAGCUCAUCAGAGUAUAUCACUGAAGAAUAUGAUGGCUGAAAGCAAUUUAAAAAUGCUAAAGAUUCAACAGUGUGUAGUAGUCAAUAAGCUACCUAGAAACAGGCCAUAUAUUUGCAAUAUUUGCUUCAAGCACUUUGAAACACCAUCAAAAUUAGCCAGGCAUUAUCUCAUUCAUACUGGUCAAAAGCCAUUUGAAUGUGAUGUGUGUCAUAAAACCUUUAGGCAACUAGUUCAUCUGGAGAGACAUCAACUAACUCAUAAUCUGCCUUUUAAAUGUAGUAUUUGUCAACGCCACUUUAAAAACCUGAAGACAUUUAUGAAACACCAACAACUUCACAAUGAAACCUACCAGAAUGAUGUCAAACAGGUCAGAAGAUUGUUGGAAGCCAAGCAAGAAAAACCUGUGUAUGGAAUAUAUCAUACUUUCACUGCAGAAGAGAGGUGGGCAUUACAUCCAUGCUCUAAGUCUGAUCCUGCAAAGAAAAAAAAUAUUCACGCAUGUACAAUCUGUGGCAAGAUGUUUCCGUCACAAUCAAAACUUGAUAGGCAUACACUUAUUCAUACUGGUCAGAGGCCUUUUAAAUGUGUCCUGUGCAGUAAAUCUUUCCGACAGUCAACUCAUUUAAAAAUCCACCAGCUCACACAUUCAGAAGAAAGACCUUUUCAAUGUUGCUUUUGUCAAAAAGGAUUUAAGAUUCAAAGCAAACUUCUGAAGCAUAAACAAAUCCAUACCAGAAAUAAGACUUUUCAGACUCUUUCAUUAAAGGUGAAGAGUCCAGAAUCAUGCGCCCAGCCUAAUAAAUUAAAUGCAAAGCAGGAUGGCUUUGAAAAUGGUGAUAUAGGCGAUUCUGAAGAGAAUAAUCAACUUGAUGUCCACUCUAUUUAUAUUGUCCCCUUUCAGUGUUCAGAGUGUGAAGAGUGUUUUGAAUCAGAGCAGAUUCUCAAUGGCCACAAGUGUUUUCCUGCCAGAGGUGGCAAAAUUCCAAACAGGCUCAAAAGAAGCUACAACUAUAAAACCAUUGUUAAGAAAGUCUUGGCUAAACUUAAACGGGCUGGGGGCAAGAAAUCAGAUAAUUUUCGACCUGAGAAAAAAGCAUUUAAAAGUAGUUUAUUGAAAAAUUGUGAUCUUAUGUCUGUUGAGCAGAGUCCUGAGCAAACACAGAGAACAUUUAUGGGUUCUCUUGGCAAACAUGGGACAUAUAAGACAGUUGGCAAUAAAAAGAAGAAAACAUUGACUUUGCCAUUUUCUUGGCAAAAGCAUUUCCAGAGCCAAAAUAUUGGGAAAAACUUGAAAGGUAUACUUACAACCGAAAGUGUGUUAACUAUGGAUAAUUCAGUGAAUGAUAAAGACGUAUCCAUCUAUGGUUCAUCAGGUGAGGAAUUCUUUAAUAACUGUGAAGUGCUUCAGUGUGGUUUUUCAGUUCCAACUGAAAACUUACAUACUGGACAUAAGAUGUGUCCUUGUGACAAAUGUGAGAAAGUGUUUCCUUCUAUAUCCAAACUACAAAGACAUUAUUUAAUUCAUACUGGACAGAGACCUUUUGGCUGUAAUGUUUGUGGGAAAUCUUUUAGACAGUCAGCUCACUUAAAAAGACAUAAGUUAACUCACAGUGAUAAGAUUCCUUAUAGAUCUCUUUGCCAAGUAGAAUUUGAAAAUUUGAAUAAACUUUUCGUUCAUCCAGGUGAUAAUGGUAACUACAAUGCUUCCCAACAAUGCCAGACUCUUGGUUUUCAAAAAUAUGAGGGCCCAGAGUCAGAUCCAAUAUCAGAAAUAAAAGUUAAGUCGGAGUCAGAGGAUUUCAUUCUUGCUACUCCCUAUAGCAACAGGCAGCCCCGUCUCUCUGGAACGCUUCUGGGGCCAGAGCAGAGCCAUCACAGUCGUCGUCGUCGUCACUCGGGGCAAACCGAGAGGAAUGAUGGCCUUCUUUACCAAUGCAGUGUUUGUUCGAAAAGUUUUAGGUCCCCAUCUAAACUGGAAAGACACUAUCUAAUUCAUGCAGAGCAAAAGCCAUUUGAAUGCUCAGUUUGUGGCAAAACAUUCAGACAGGCUCCUCACUGGAAGAGACAUCAACUCACUCACUUUAAGGAGUGACCCUAAGAGAAAGUGGUUGUCUUAAAUUUGGUUAUAUAACCGACAGAACCACUAACACAUUUGAGGGGUCUUUGGUGAUCUUUUUCUCAAAUCCUGUAUCCUUUAAACUGUAUUUUUAUCAAAAGACAGCAUUAUGUUGAGUUACUUCAUAGGCAUUUGCCAUGCAUAGUACGAGGUAAAAUACAUAGGAAAUUAACACAGUAUUUUGAGAACUGCCAAGUUAAUUUUUAGAGGGAAGAACAUGAUUUGAUGCCAUAAAGUAAGCGUUUGUUUUAAUAUAUACUUUGGUUUUGUUGAAAAUGUAAGUCAUGAUGCGGUACAAAUAAUUCAACCUCAUUUUUUGAAGGGAUUGUUCCUUAAGACAUUGCCAUGUCCUUUAUUCAAAAGACUGAGAGGCAAAAAUUGGUUUUGGGCUGCAGCAAAUAGCCCCAGUAUAUUUCAUUCAUUUUACAUUUCACAUGAAAGUUUAAUUUUGUCCACCUGUGGCACAUAUUCUUUUGUAAAGAUUUUUACUGGUAAAGUUAAAAACUGUAAAGGCAAUAAAAGUAAAAAUGGAUGAGAAAAACAGCAUUGCUUUCAUUGGUUUUUUCCAAGCUGUCUAUUCUUUGGAUCUGUGGUAGCCUCACCUCCUUUUCCACAGGUGAUUAGAAUUAGUGUUUUGCUCAGCCUAGUGUCUUCUAAGAGAAAGUGAAAGUAGGAGAGAGGCUAGGAAUCACCUGUAUACAUUUACCAUGUUUAUCUGGAAUAUCAUCCAAGUGCCAUAAUCUUUUCAAUCAUUUGUAUGCAGCGUUAUGUUUAUCUUUUCAGAAGAAUACAUGUAGUUUGUCUACCUGCUUAUUCAUGAUUUACAGCAGUAGUUGUAAACUUAAGAUCUGCAUCAUCACAAGACUUAGUUAAGUAAAACUUUAAUGCCUCUUAAAUUGAGUGGUCCAAUAACUUAACUAAAUUCUACUCUGUUAAGUUUGAUCAAAUGACAAUAACUAGUCUAGUUCUAGUUUUUAUUGAGUUUUUCAUUUUUGCAAGCUUGUAAUGCUGAAGAAUGUUAUUUUGAUCCUCUAAAUUGUUAUUUUAAUUAGUAAGGUAAUUAUUCCUGUGUAGGAAUAAGAUGCUUAUAGAAUUGGAGGUAUCAUUCUUCUAAACACUACUGUCAUGAUUUGAGAAAUAGUUACAAACGACAGAUUGUCUUCAAACUUGCUAUUUUUAAUAAAAACUUUAAGAAUGACAUUUCUUUGCAAUAAAAGAAAAUAACCAUUAUCUUUAUAAGGUAAAAAGAACAGGUGGGUUUUAUCCUAGCACACUUAAAUAUAGUGAGAAGCUCUCCAUUGAGCAUGGAUAAAUGAACAAUUGUAAGUUUUGCAUUCUACUCUUAAGAACUUUGUGUAGAGGGAGGAAGGAAGGGAGAUUGGUCUGCUUCUUUUACAAGUGAAAUUUGAGAAAUUUGGGUUUAAUUUAUAGAGGUGAAACAUGGCAGUGCAGAUAAAAUGCCGAGUGAUGUGCAAAUGUGCAGUAGAAUCAUAUGUUUUAAAGAAUAAAUUCUCUUAGGUUUCCUUUAGAUAUGUUCCUCCAGUGCAAGCAAGAUGAUGGUUUACAGAAUUUGCUUUACACAAAACUUUUCAAGAACACAUCUAUUACAUAAAAACAAGGAAUAGGUAAUUCAUGUUUUCAGAGAAUAAAGGUUCAAGAGUUUUUCUCCUUAAUGUGUCUGAAAUUACAUGUUUUAGGAUUUUCCUAAGUUAUUUGUAAUUUUAUUUGAAGUAAAUGCCUCAUAUACUCCUUUCCCAGCCCAAACAGGGAGAGUCCUAACAGUGUUGUGCUUGUAUGAUUAUUAGACUUCAUUUGCUUAACUGAUACAACUAUAAUUUUUUUUGGCCCAUGCCUUUUUAAGCUGUUUCAUAUUGAAAGUUGGAAUAUUGUAAAAAUUUUGUCAGAGAUGUACUAUAGUGCUAUUUGAAGUACCUGUAACAAAAUACUUCUUUACUAUCACUGCAAGCUUCUUGUGGAAACUUCAUAGGAAUGAAAGUAAACUGUAUACAUUCAUGGUAAGAAGAUUAAACAUUAGAUGUUAAAUGGUAAUUUGCUGCAUGCUAGAACUGUUGGUGUUGAAUCAGUUACUUUGGUUUUCUGAGAAAAUAAAAUUUAUAAAUAUCUUUAAAGAGAAAUAGAAGAAUGUUUUUGUUUGGGUGAUGCUGGGCUGUAACAUGAUUGUUUACUGAAGUGGUUUGAUUGAGUUAGAGGAAUUAGUGUUUCUUGUUUUGUACUGUGAUAGAGCCUACAAUUUUAGGAUAAAAUAUGUGUGUGUUGAAGGAAAGUAGAGGUGAUGGUAAGGAUUCUUGAAAAACAAAUUUCAGAAUAUUUUUAAAAUAAAGUUUCAAAUUAGA